Platichthys flesus (European flounder) is the source of this 2399-nucleotide messenger RNA. Its product is annotated as B-cell receptor CD22-like. The coding region runs from base 12 to 1775 and encodes 587 amino acids. NCBI's taxonomy places the organism in Eukaryota, Metazoa, Chordata, Actinopteri, Pleuronectiformes, Pleuronectidae. The transcript is spliced from 17 exons. The record is from RefSeq and is a predicted model, not a curated record.
UGUCAGCGGAGAUGUUGGCUGGUGCGUUGGUUCUGGGCAUCCUCCUCACAGCUUUACCAGGUAUCCAGAGCAGGUGGAGUGUGUCAUUUUCCAGGAGAGAGAUCUGUGUGUGGGCAGGAACAACUGUCACUCUGCCCUGUCGCUAUGACUACCCAUCAGGCCACACUGUGAAGCGAGUCAUGUGGUUCCGUGUGUCUGCGGAGGGUCUCAGGGAGUUCACCCACCACACUGACUCAAAUCAGAUCAGCCUGUCGUACCGUGGACGCACACGCUACAUCGGGGGCAGCUAUUCAAGCUGUUCAGUCCAGAUUCGGGGCGUGAAGCUGAGUGAUGCCGGCCAGUAUCACUUCAGGUUUGAGACCGACCAACCACAGGGUAGAUGGACCUCCCCCGACACCAUCACUCUCGAUGUCACAGACCUCCAGGUUCACGUGCAUCCAGCCAGACCGGCCAACAUGUUUGGCUUCGGGGAGACGGUGUUUGUUGGCUGCCAGGCCAAUGGCCCUCACUCCACCUCUAUAUCUGUGUUUCCUGGAGGGGAGGUGACCGAGGGAGGGUCGGUCACUCUGACCUGCAGCAGUGAUGCAGCUCCGCCUGUAGAAAGCUAUGCAUGGUUUAAAGACAUGGAGAGUGGCAGCAUCCCGGACAGUUUCCGGCCUCAGCUCCACCUGUCCCACCUCAAGUACUCAGACAGAGGAGAGUACUUCUGUGUAGCGCGCAGCUCACUGGGGACAGACCGCUCCCAACCACUGCUGCUCAAUGUCACUUACUCUCCAAAGAACACACAUGUGCUGCUGAGUCCUCGAGGGGACAUCAGAGAAGGUUCAUAUGUGAACCUGAGCUGCGUCAGUCACGCCAACCCUCCUGCCUACAGGUAUGCUUGGUAUCGUAUUCUAGGUGAACAAGUGUUGGCUAAAGGAACAUUUCAGAACCUGACCUUACCAUCGGUGCGUGCUCACAGCGCUGGUCAGUACUACUGCACCGCAUCCAACCGGUUAGGAUACCAAACCUCCCCUGUUGCAACACUCACUGUGCUCUAUCCUCCUAAGAACACCUCAGUUCUGGCUCGUCCCUCCAGUGUGGUGGACGCCGGCCGACCGUUGACUUUGACCUGCAGCAGUCAGGCUAACCCAGCGGUGGACAACUUCACAUGGCACCGCUUAGCUCUGGACGGGGGCUCUGUACAAUCGCUGGGCGCCAAGUCUGGUCCAGUUUUCACCUUCUCAGAGGUCGGCCCUGGAGAGAGCGGCCAAUACUUCUGUGAGGCCAGGAACCGAAUCGGAGCCCACAGCUCUCCGGUUCUCACCGUACGAGUCAGAGGUCGCCUUAAGGUCAUUGCAUUGGCAUCCGCAGUGGGCGUGUCUGCUGGACUCAUCACUCUGACGGUGGCCAUUAUGAUCAGCAAGAACAUGCACAAAGUAGACAUGGAGUCAGUAGAAGUAGCAAACAAGCGUCCAUCACUGACAGUUGACACCAUGUUCUAUGAGUCAGCCCAACAGACCUUCCCAGUGAGAAAGGGCAAGAUGUGUGACAUUCCGGAAGAACCAGAGGACUUGAGUGACAGCUCCCACCCCUCCAUCGUUCCUCUAAAAGAUGCUCCGCCAAUCACAGAGGUUGAAACUCGCAAACCCGCCCCCAACUACAUCACUGUCCACUACUCCAAGUUGUGCAGUGCAGACCAAGUGCAGGUCCACAACCUGCCACUAGGUGGUGAUAGAAAACCAAAUGACUCCUCCAAAGUUGUUUACACCUUACUGCCCCAGACUCGUCCCUGAACCGAAGUAAAACAGCUGAACCAAACUCCAGGUUUGUCCCGUGAACCAGAGAGACUGUGAUGGAACCAGAAACUACCCCCUGUGAACUCAACUGAUGCCUUAUUACACUAUUCUGAGUCAGACAUGUUGUUAUGGUUCCACAACAUGUGGCCCUGCUGCUGACUGCGAGUCCUGUGUCUGCACUGUGCUGCAUGUCUUUCCUGUUCUUCCUUUUCUAUGCAUCUCACUACAAUUUUUAUCUGAUGAAGUCAAAGUGCUAAAAUCCUGAGUUAGAGAAAGCAGCAUCACUACUAAUAGCCACUUUUUCUGCAUUCAUAUCAACAGUACAUGUUAUAACCACUGUUUAUUUUAAGUUCAUGUGUGACAUAAAAACCUGCAACCACUAUGUAGAUGGAGCAAUAUGACUGUUUGCUGCAUUAACUUUUUCAAACUAAGACAAAUGAAAAGUCAUAAUCAUUUUUCAUUCAAUCUUCUUUGAUUCCAAUAAAAGGGACAGUGUGGUAUUACACAUAAUAGUGGGAGAAAGCUGAAUUAAAGAAGCCAUGUCAGGAAUCUGCACACUGUAUUCUUGUUCUGAUUGCUAAUGCUGUGACAUUUAUUCAAUUAUUAUAGCUGUAGCUUAGC